Molecule: messenger RNA, 1266 nt
Organism: Penicillium oxalicum
Lineage: Eukaryota; Fungi; Ascomycota; Eurotiomycetes; Eurotiales; Aspergillaceae
Product: protein-degrading AAA family ATPase MSP1
Exons: 2
Coding region: 1-1266 (421 amino acids)
Cellular component (GO): mitochondrial outer membrane
Molecular function (GO): ATP binding; ATP hydrolysis activity
Source: RefSeq, a predicted model, not a curated record
AUGGCUUCAUCAGGCGGUCGCCGCUGGCAAAGCUUCCUCCAGGAAUUAGUGAUGGUUGCUGGAACGUCUGCCUCGGCGUACUUCCUUAUUCGCUAUCUUCUAUCACGCCUUGAAUUUGACCCGGAGGGCCAAAAGAAGGAGGAACAACGCCAAAAGUCCGCCGCCAUUCUUCGCCGACUUGACGGCGGAGAUCAAUCAGACGACGAAACGAGCCGUGGAGGAAGUUCAAAGAAAGGUCGCCGCCAACGGAGAGGCGAGCUGACUUUGAACCAAUAUGAACAAGCAGUUGCCAUGGACGUGGUCGCGCCGGAGGACAUCAAUGUUUCCUUUGAGGACAUCGGAGGCCUUGAUCACAUUAUCGAGGAACUCAAGGAGUCGGUGAUCUAUCCAUUGACUAUGCCUCACCUCUACUCCUCAACAUCCUCCCUCCUGACCGCACCAUCCGGUGUUCUUCUCUACGGGCCCCCUGGCUGCGGCAAGACCAUGCUCGCCAAGGCAUUGGCUUCGGAGAGCGGUGCUUGUUUCAUCAAUUUGCACAUCUCGACACUGACGGAGAAGUGGUAUGGGGACUCGAAUAAAUUGGUGAACGCCGUGUUUUCGCUGGCCCGCAAGCUUCAGCCGGCCAUCGUUUUUAUUGAUGAGAUUGACGCUGUCCUGGGGACAAGAAGAAGUGGCGAACAUGAAGCUAGCGGGAUGGUGAAAGCGGAAUUCAUGACGCAUUGGGAUGGUCUCACCUCGGCCAAUUCGACUGGUGAACCACAACGUAUCGUUGUGCUUGGAGCCACCAAUCGCAUGCAGGAUAUCGACGAGGCCAUUCUUCGCCGGAUGCCAAAGAAGUUCCCGGUCACGCUUCCGCCUGCACAGCAGCGUCUCCGAAUCCUCAGUCUAAUUUUGAAGGAUACAAAGAUUGACCGGGACAAUUUUGAUCUACACUUCUUAGUGAAGUCCAUGGCGGGCAUGUCGGGUAGUGAUAUUAAGGAAGCCUGUCGGGAUGCUGCAAUGGGACCCGUUCGAGAGUUGAUUCGGCAGAAGAAAGCCGAGGGGACACAAAUAGCAGCCGUCGAUCCAAGCGAGGUUCGUGGUCUUCGAACAGAAGACUUUUUCGCGCGCGCUGGUGGUAUGAAAAUAAUUUCUCGAUCGUCCCCACCAUCAACCACAUCGACCGAGAAAAUGGCGGGGAAAGAAGACGAGGAGUGGGCCACUGAAGACGAGAUCGCCUCGGAAUCUGAAGCUCGUCCUGCUGGCAUGAUUGAGCCGCCGGAAUGA